Molecule: messenger RNA, 240 nt
Organism: Penicillium paradoxum
Lineage: Eukaryota; Fungi; Ascomycota; Eurotiomycetes; Eurotiales; Aspergillaceae
Exons: 2
Coding region: 1-240 (79 amino acids)
Source: RefSeq, a predicted model, not a curated record
AUGCUCAUUUUGCGAAUUGAUUCCCUCCUAAGCCAAGAUGCUAGAAAGUUGCUAGACAUUUGUCAGGCUCUGAAAAACAGCAGAUCCAGGCAAUCGUCACUUGAUGAUGCGAAACUUUCCUUUGAGAACGACUUGUGCGCCUCCGUGGGGAAUGCUUUAUAUAAACUCGGUUAUGGUACUGUUUUAAUGCUAGCGCUGAUAACCUGGUAUUUUAAUGCUUCGUCUUCUGAAGCAUCGUAG